Molecule: messenger RNA, 834 nt
Organism: Rhinocladiella mackenziei CBS 650.93
Lineage: Eukaryota; Fungi; Ascomycota; Eurotiomycetes; Chaetothyriales; Herpotrichiellaceae
Exons: 2
Coding region: 1-834 (277 amino acids)
Cellular component (GO): cytoplasm
Molecular function (GO): glutathione transferase activity
Source: RefSeq, a predicted model, not a curated record
AUGGGUUCAUCACAUCCAGACGCGGACAUCUAUCCAGAGGCCACAGGUCCUGCGGCUCGCAUUGUCGCCAAGCACCAGAAGGAUGAGCCGAUCACGCUAUAUUCGGGCUGGUUUUGCCCAUUUGUGCAAAGGGUCUGGAUCACUCUCGAGGAAAAGAAGAUUCCAUACAAAUAUGUCGAAAUAAAUCCUUACCGCAAGGAGCCAAGCUUCCUCAAACUCAACCCUCGCGGCCUCGUCCCAACUCUCGGUUGUGCUAGUGGGAAGGAUGGAUCUCAGAAGCCUCUGAUCGAAUCCAAUAUCAUUUCGGAAUACUUGGACGAGACAUACCCAGACCAGACACCACUCUUCCCCAGAGACCCCUAUGAGAAAGCCGUUAUGAAGGUGUGGGUCGAUUAUGUUACAACACGAAUCCUCCCUGCUUAUCACAGGUUCUUGCAACAUACUGAAAGGAGCCCGUACAGCCUCGAGAAAGCACGGUCAGAAUUCUUAGGUACCCUGAGAACCUGGAUUGCACAGGCGGAUCCAGACGGCCCGUAUUUCCUGGGGAAGGACUUUAGCUUUGCGGACGUAUCGUUGGCUCCUUGGGCCUUGAGGAUGUGGGUUUUGGACCACUUCAAAGGCGGACUCGGAAUUCCUCCCCCCGGCCAGGGAGGGGAGGAUGAGCAGGUGUGGAAUCGAUGGCGUAAAUGGACUGAAGCCAUCCAGUCGAGAAAAUCUGUGACCGAGACAAUGAGUGACCGGGAACAUUACUUGCCAAUCUAUCGUCGGUACGCAGAGGACAGGGCUCAAAGUGAAAUGGCCAAAGCAAUAAGAGAGGGAAGAGGCGUGCCAUGA